This is a messenger RNA of Linum tenue, 2402 nucleotides long. Lineage: Eukaryota; Viridiplantae; Streptophyta; Magnoliopsida; Malpighiales; Linaceae. The record is from the annotation of a GenBank genome assembly.
GCCGCCUGCGAAGCGAAGGAACGAAACUAAGCUACCGACGACAUGGGGAGCAGGCACAACGGCGGAGCUAGCGACCGCGCAGCCUUGGGCAAUGGCGGAGCACCGCCCGUGGUUGACAAGGAAGUGGAUUUCGCCAAUUACUUCUGCACCUACGCCUUUCUCUACCACCAGAAAGACAUGCUCUCCGAUCGGGUUCGCAUGAACGCUUACUACAACUCCAUUUUCCGGAACAAACAUCACUUCCAUGGAAAAACAGUUCUGGAUGUUGGAACUGGCAGUGGCAUUCUAGCAAUUUGGUCAGCACAAGCAGGUGCAAAGAAGGUCUAUGCAGUGGAAGCAACUAAGAUGUCGGAGCAUGCUCGUGCAUUAGUGAAAACAAACAAUGUCGAGGAUGUGGUUGAAGUGAUUGAGGGUUCUAUGGAGGAUGUUGUCCUGCCUGAGAAAGUUGAUGUAAUUAUCUCGGAGUGGAUGGGUUACUUACUUCUGCGUGAGUCGAUGUUUGACUCUGUAAUUUGUGCUCGUGACCGCUGGCUGAAGCCUAAUGGAGUCAUGUACCCAAGCCAUGCUCGGAUAUGGUUUGCACCUAUCAGAUCUGGAUUGGUGGAUAGGAAAGAGAACGAUUUGGAAGACGUAAUAGACGAUUGGCAUCAUUUCGUUGAAGACACUAAGGAUGCCUACGGGGUUGAUAUGGGUGUUUUGACUCAACCUUUCACUGCAGAGCAGAGGAGAUAUUAUCUUCAGACAUCCUUGUGGCAAAACCUUCAUCCUAAUCAAAUUAUCGGGACAGCUGCUAUUAUCAAGGAGAUUGAUUGUUUAACCGCCUCGGUAAAUGACAUCAGUGAGGUCAGGGCCAGUUUUUCUUCACCGAUCACCCUGGAAAAUACAAUCCUCUGUGGAUUUGGUGGAUGGUUUGACGUUCAUUUUCGAGGAAGAAAGGAUAACCCCGCACAGCAAGAAGUUGAGUUGACAACAGCUCCUAGUAAAGAUGCCGGCACCCACUGGGGCCAGCAGGUUUUCCUCACACACCCUCCUAGUUGUGUCACUGAAGGCGAUAGUGUCAGCGUAGAAUUCCUAAUGUAUCGGUCAAAGGAAAAUCACAGAUUAAUGGAGGUAGAGCUCAGCUGUGGAGUCAGGCAGUCUUCUGGCAAUCUGCUUCCACCAUUUAAAAGUAAAUUCCACAUAGAGUGAUCAAGCAACAGGGUGUCCGUUUCCAGCAUCAGUAAGCGUGUUGAUGUGCAAGGACAGAUAUAUCCUGAAGACCCGGGAUAUGAAUGUAACUGUAAAAUUUCAAAACAGAGCUUGGUUUGUUUCUGUAGAACAUAUUCUUGACGGCCAUAUGUGCAUUUUAGGUGCUCUGAUUCCUGGUUGAGAUAUUCUGAACUCCCCCAGAUUUGGUAUGGUGGUGGUCUCUGUACUCUGUUGUACAUUGACAUCCAAAGAUGGGAUUAUGGUUGUUAGGCUGUUUACUGAGUAGACAUCUAUUUAACCUUACCACCAUAUCCAGUGCAGCUUCAGGGCAUUUCUAAAUUGAUAUUUACACUUGCAUUUAGUCCUAAUAGUUGAGAUCUUCAUAUUUCCAUGUUUCUUUAUUCCCAAGUCAACUUCAAAUUCCGCAGAACACAAUAUUGUGCAUUUUGCAUAUGUGGGCGGUGGGUUUCGACUUUCAUAUAUGUGGAAGAAAUAUGAUAUCUUGUUUGUGGCAAAAGUUCUCCCGCCUUUCUAUAGCUUAUGCACAUGCAUGGCUUUAACUACUCUGCAAGUUAAGCUGGUUGUUCACCAAAAACCGCUAUAAAAUAAUGCAUCUUCAGUUCUUUGGAUCUCAUUAUCUUCUCUGAAUUGGUUAGAAACAUUCUACACAGGCUACAGCUUUCUAUUCCCCUUCACCUUCCUGCGUUUUCGCUGUUGUGGAAAAAAUGUAUCGAUCUGCAAGCACGUUCCGUUCCUCGUCUGAAGAGCACCUCCUCAACUUGUUGCCUGCUCUGGCAGCAAAUGGUUCUUCGCCUGUGAAAACAGUGGCGGGGUCUCCGUCGGAGUUGCCGGUGGCCUAUUCCCCUGUUUCUGAGGGGAGCAAGAAGGAACUUGGGGCUCUGCAACAGCACAAACCGCUGGGUGGGGAAAAUGGUGUUCAUCUGAUCCCAGUCGUUCUAUUCCUAUGUGGGUUGGCUCUCUGGCUUUUCUGUCCCCGUUGAUGGAGAAGUCGUCAUCAGGCGUCAGCCCGUCUUCUAAAGCAAGCUGCCGUGGGUUCUCUGUACCUGCUGGUUUUCAGGGUUUUGUUUCUCUUUGUCGUUCGAUUGUAAGUAGUUUACCAUUUGGGAUGCACGAAUGAAUGUACUGCUAUUGUCUAUCUACAAUAUACUAUAAGGCAAUGUCAAAAUAAACAACUUGCCACGUCAGCCUUUCCU